GUUUAAUUUUCAUUUAAACCUACACAAACUCAACCCAAUCAAAUUAAACCCAAUCUGACUACUACUGUACUUCCUAUGAUUUUAUGUGAACUAAGCAACAGUACAGAGGCAGAAUUGUUGAAUAAACCGAAAACUACAGUAAUGUCAUAGAUGAUUUGAUCUAAUGACCAUCACGUUUCUUUAGGUUACACUGUUCCAAAUGUCUCAUUGUAGAGCGAUUUAAGUAAUCCAAUCACUAAUUGUUCUGUUGUGUUUGAGGGGAGUAGAAUUUCACUUUAUAUAAUAAAACUAACUAAUUAAAAAUGAGUAAAUCAAAGGUAUUAUCACAAUAAGUAGAGGACAUUUUACUUUUGUUGUCUGUAAUACAGGAAUUAAAUAGGUGUUAACAUUUUAAAUGGUCGUGACUGUAACCAUUGCCCCAUUCAUCAAACGGGACAAUCCCUCCUUUAUUUCCUAAGCCAUGGCCGGAAGAGGCGUGGCUUUUGUAUUUUCCCGCGAACUUCUUCUUGUCUUCCUGUGAUUCGGCGAUUUCCGGAGAGGUGUUGUUCGUGGACGCUAUUUAUGUCUUUACCCAGUUCCGUUCUUUGUAGGUUCAUGUAAUUUUUUUUCGUGUCUCCUUCGUGUUCAGCAGCAGCAUGUCUCAGGCUCGAGUCACAGAUUUCUUUGCCCAGAGAAAGAAAGGCAUCGCCGAGGCAGCGAAGCAGCGCCACCGCGUCCCUGGAGCCACGACGAGGUCCAGGCUCUCCCAAAACAAAGACGCUUUGCUCGGUUCGUCCGUUCAUGAAGAGUUCGUGCGAGUUAUCGACGAGGCAGCGGGGCUGAACCAUGGACAAGCUAGAUGCGAUGCCGCAGAGGAAGCCUCGUCCAGCCCCCGGACGCCCAAGCGGACCUCGGCCAACGCAGAGUUCGACCUCGGGGCGUCCGCGUUUUCAGCCACCGCCGAACACAGCACAGCCAAGAAGAGUCGGCAGGGGGAGGCCGCGAGGGACGCCCCGGAGAAAGUGACCCGCAGGACGGCCAGGAAGAAGCUGGUUCUUCAAGGCGCAUCGGAGGAUGCGGCUCCAUCACCUCCGGUGUGUGGGCAGGACUUUGAGAACCAGGAUCGAGUCACCAGCAAGAACAGCGGAGGUCAGGCCGACAAGUCUCUGCCUAAAGACGACAUUGCAGCCCUCAAGUCUCGCCUUCAAUGGAUCAAGAAACAUACAGGGGAGAUUACAAGCUCUGCUUCACCUUCCACUGCUGCCUCCUCUCAAGCAUCUAAAGAACUUACCACCUCUGUCCCCAAAGCCCCCUUGCCUCACACCCAUGAUGCUAGGGCUGUUAAGUGGGCUUUGGCAAAAGCUAAAGACCUGGCAGCUAAAGCACAGAAGAGGUACAAGGAGAGAGAAGCUGAGGAGAGCAGGCCGAGUGAGACACAAGCCCAGGACAGUGCUGAGCUGCCAGCGUACCAGCGUUACCACACCCUUGCCCAGUCCACUCCGCCAGGCCUCUCCUUGCCUUACCAUUAUAUGGUGCUGGCUGAGAUGUUUAGGAGCAUGGACACGGUGGUCGCUAUGUUGUACAACCGCAGUGAGAUAGCGACUUUCUCCAAAGUCAAACAAGGGGUUCAGGACAUGAUGCACAAGCGCUUUGGGGAAGACCACAUGGGUCAGAUUCAAACAGUGUUUCCUGAGGCCUACACAUUCAGACAGGAGAAGAGCAUUCCGACCUUCAACGGCAGCUUUAAGAAGGGCAGCUACCAGCUCACUGUGGAGCCUGAUAUAGUCUCAGAACAGAGCACGGCGCGCCCUGUCCUUUCAGCUUCUCUUCUUCUUAAACGAAGACGCAUCUUCCAUCAGAACCUUGUAUCUCAUGUUAAAUUCCACCAUAAGGUUUUCCUGUCCUCUCUGGUUCCCCCAGUGUCUGUUUCCGAUGAUAAACUGACUCGAUGGCACCCUCGCUUCAAUGUGGACUCAGUGCCAGCCAUACAGACUAGCCCCCUGCCACAGCCUCCACAUACUGAAAAACUGGCCACAGCACAGGAGGUGUUGGACAAAGCCCGUUCACGUAUCACACCUAAGAUGGAGGAUGCUCUGGUUUCCCUGGCUCUGAAGACAGACAGUAAACCGGCAUCACCUCCACAGAACUCGGCGCCGUCUGCUGGCCUGGCACCUCAGGUCCCUUCUACCCUGAAAGGAGUGUCCCAGUCUCUGCUGGAAAGAGUUCGAGUGAAGGAGGCCCAAAAGCUUCAGGUAGCAAUGACUCGAAACUCUGCCCAGGAGGAGCGUCUUCUGAUGAUGUCACGGCUCGGUGAACUGGCGAGGAUCCUCCGUAAUGUGUUUGUUGCAGAAAAGAAACCUGCUUUAAUCAUGGAAGUAGCCUGUAACAGGAUGGUGGCCAGCUAUAAGUCUGCUCUCAGCACAGGUGAAAUGGAGAAACACAUCUUUCUGCUGGCUGAGGUAGCUUCUGAAUGGCUGACCAUCCACCCAAUCAGGAAGGACUUCUACCUGAAGCUCAACAAGAAUAUGGAGCUCACUGGCAUUCUGGACAAGUUGAGCAGAAGACUCCAGGAGGAGGAGAGCUUGUGAGACCACUGUCACUGACUGCCUUCCCAGGUCCUUGUGAUAUGAACUGCCUGUUUCUUUUGAGUUCAUUGAUUUGCUGCUCUUUGCCGCUGUGCUGACCAAACCCAUCUUUUUUUUUUCCUUCAUAAGUAUGUGAAUUUGGUGGGCACAUGUCUGCUUCCAGUCUUUUAAAAUACUUGUUUUCUACAGUGUAGAACUGCUGUUUAUAUUUUAAAGGUUAGAUAAGAACAAUUACACUUAUCCUUUUUUUCAGUUCAGUUUAUUAUUUACUGUUUGUAAAACCAAAGCAGCCAAUGCUUUAGAAAUUGCUUUUGUAACAACUGAGAAAAGAAAAUAAACUAUAUCACCAGUGUA
Molecule: messenger RNA, 2918 nt
Organism: Betta splendens (Siamese fighting fish)
Lineage: Eukaryota; Metazoa; Chordata; Actinopteri; Anabantiformes; Osphronemidae
Gene: cdt1
Product: chromatin licensing and DNA replication factor 1
Exons: 10
Coding region: 636-2567 (643 amino acids)
Biological process (GO): DNA replication preinitiation complex assembly; DNA replication checkpoint signaling; mitotic cell cycle
Cellular component (GO): nucleus
Molecular function (GO): DNA binding; DNA polymerase binding
Source: RefSeq, a predicted model, not a curated record